Podarcis lilfordi (Lilford's wall lizard) is the source of this 11097-nucleotide messenger RNA. NCBI's taxonomy places the organism in Eukaryota, Metazoa, Chordata, Lepidosauria, Squamata, Lacertidae. The record is from the annotation of a GenBank genome assembly.
AUGGCUCUGCUUCAGUCUCAUCUAUACAGAUAUUAUCCACCCACCCUACGUUACUUUCAGCGCUAUGCGCAUCUAUAUUCUGCGCCAACUAGUCAAUCACACUCUGUACAUGCACUUGUGCCUAUAGAACAGCGGAACUGUCCUCGCUACUCUCAAAAUGAUUCAGUUGUACAAGCCCCAGAAAGGUCACCAUUCUUUCACCUCAACACUAACUGACACACAGGCUGCACUCCUAUACACACUUAUGGAAACACCCUUUUAUUUGGUGGUACUUAUUAGUGAGUAGAAAUGCAAAAGAGCAUACUGUCAGAGGCACACCUUCUGAGACAAUAGCAAUGGCCUGACAGAGCAAGCCAUCUGAAUUAAGCCAUAUUAAGUUCAGUGGGACUUAAAGGUAAAGGGGUAAAGGGACCCCUGACCAUUAGGUCCAGUCGUGACCGACUCUGGGGUUGCGGCGCUCAUCUCGCUCUAUAGGCCAUGGGAGCCGGCGUUUGUCCGCAGACAGCUUCCGGGUCAUGUGGCCAGCAUGACUAAGCCGCUUCUGGAGAACCAGAGCAGCGUGCAGAAACGCCGUUUACCUUCCUGCCGGAGCGGUACCUAUUUAUCUACUUGCACUUUGAGGUGCUUUCGAACUGCUAGGUUGGCAGGAGCUGGGACCGAGGAACGGAAGCUCACCCCGUUGUGGGGAUUCGAACCGCCGACCUUCUGAUCAGCAAGUCCUAGGCUCUGUGGUUUAACCCAUAGCGCCACCCGUGUCCCUUCAGUGGGACUUACUCCCAGGUAAAUGUUUAUGGUAUUGUAGCCUACAUCAUAAACAUCUUCAAUAGUCAUGGUAAAAUGAUCUUUCUUUCUUUCUUUCUUUGCUAUAUUAGUAAGCUUGUAAUUUAGCCUUUGAAAAAACCAAAAACUGUUUUCAAUCAGCACAGACUAUUCCAGAGUUAAUGGCUUGAAGAUUUCAGUCUAAAUUAUCAAAGUAAAUUCCAUUAAAAAAUUAUCAAACAAAAAUAAAAAUCAUGAUGAGACAUGAUCUCUGAUUCAUUAAAACACUUUGCACCAUUCUUUAUCUCAUGCUGAAUAUUAAGUCUACAAUCUUAGGAGUACUUUGAGGAGAGGGCUGGGCUAAUUUUUUUUUCAGAAAGGGUUCUGUUACCUAAAACUGAGAUUCAGCUGCACUUUCAGUUCCCAACUUGGCAGAGACCCUCCUUAAAUCAUACUCAGCAUAGCAUUGGCUGCUUCUACCCAACCAGACUUCUGAGAGAGUUGAGUCUUGAGCUAUGUAUAGUUUAGAACAUUUUGCACUAUCUGCAGGCUGGUUACCCAAAUGGUUGCUUCGUUUAAAAACAAUAACUUGCUGUAGACCAAGAUGGCGACCGUGGGAGAAAAAAAUAGCACAUUUGGGUAAUGGGGAAAAUUUCUUUCUGCAGAGAAACACCACCAGAAAGAAAAGACACCACCAACUGCUAUAGCUUGUUAAGAAAAUUAACGAUACAGAAAAUAACAGAUUAUUUUUUAAAAACCCUCAUAUAUCUAAAACAAUUCUGCAGGUUUUCAUGUUCUGCAUUAUGCAGAUGGGAGUUCUUCUUGUAAAAGAGAUCCUGUCGCUGCGACUUCAGUUUUUCUUUGGGAGCCAUUUGCAUUUUAUUUGUGUUUUUUUUAAAAAAAUGAUAUUUAUUAAAGUUUCAAAGAAAAGAAUUACAUGAAUUUAAAAAAGGGAAAAAAAAGAAAGACAAAAGUAAAAAGAAAAGAAAAAAUACAAAAUACAGAAAAAAGAUAAAAAACACUUUAAAAAAAUACACCAGUCUUUCCAUACCUUACAUUCAUUUCCUUGUUUCCCUGACCUCCUCACACCUCCCUUUUAGGUAUUCCAAUUCAGUUAGUUAAUUCAGCAAUUUCUUUCCCUCUUUGUUUUUAUCUUAGUCCUUUAACAUAAUAUAUUAUAACUUUGGAUUCUCACCUGUUAACAAUCCAUUUUUACAUACACCUUUAUAACAUUGCUGCUUAAACCACUUACCGGUAACUUCAUUCUGACAUCAUUCUAACAUUCAUUAAUUUUGCAAUAUUUCUGUAGGUAGUCUUUAAAUUUCUUCCAAUCUUCUUCCACCGACUCUUCUCCCUGGUCUCGGAUUCUGCCAGUCAUUUCCGCCAAUUCCAUGUAGUCCAUCACCUUCAUCUGCCAUUCUUCCAGAGUGGGUAGAUCUUGUGUCUUCCAAUACUUUGCAAUAAGUAUUCUUGCUGCUGUUGUGGCAUACAUAAAGAAAGUUCUGUCCUUCUUUGGCACCAUUUGGCCCACCAUGCCCAGGAGAAAGGCCUCUGGUUUCUUCAGAAAGGUAUAUUUAAAUACCCUUUUCAUUUCAUUAUAAAUCAUCUCCCAGAAAGCCUUAAUCCUUGGGCACGUCCACCAAAGGUGAAAGAAUGUACCUUCAGUUUCUUUACAUUUCCAACAUUUAUUAUCGGGCAAAUGAUAGAUUUUUGCAAGCUUGACUGGUGUCAUGUACCAUCUGUAUAUCAUUUUCAUAAUAUUCUCUCUUAAGGCAUUACAUGCCGUGAACUUCAUACCUGUGGUCCAUAACUGUUCCCAGUCAGCCAUCAUUAUGUUAUGUCCAACAUCUUGUGCCCAUUUAAUCAUAGCAGAUUUCACCGUUUCAUCCUGUGUAUUCCAUUUCAACAGCAAGCUAUACAUCUUUGACAAAAUCUUAGUUUUGGGUUCUAGCAGUUCUGUUUCUAAUUUUGAUUUUUCCACCUGGAAGCCAAUUUUCUUGUCCAAAUUAUAUGCCUCCAUUAUCUGAUAAUAAUGAAGCCAGUCUUGCACUUUGUUUUUUAAUUUCUCAAAACUCUGCAAUUUCAGUCUAUCUCCCUCUUGCUCCAAAAUUUCCCAAUAUUUCGGCCAUUUGCAUUUUAUUUGUACAGUAAUGCCUAGUGGAAACACUGGGAAGAAUAUCUCCCAUCCCAUGAAUCCGAAGAGAGAAAAGUGUGGCAGUUUAUACAUUUAGAGUUCCAAAAGAUGCUCAACUCCAACUCCCAUAAUGCCUGUCCAUUGGCUGUGCUCAUUGGGUUUUAUGGGAGCUGGAGUCCAAGAAGAUCUGACUGCAUUGAAAACUCCAUGGCGGUAUUCACAGCUGUAGUUUUCUUAGGAGGUGACAGUACUGGAGUUAAAUAGUGUCUUUGAAAUAGUGUCCUUUUUCAAAGUGAAUAUCAUAUGCAAGCACACAUUUGGGGCUACUAGACUCACAGAAACAUCAGAACACUAUCCAAAACCCAAAAAUGUCUGCUGUCCAGUUUUUUUGAUCGCCAUUUGUCUGGGCAAACCAGCUUCAACCUUCUGCUGGUGGAUGUGACUGAUAGUAUAUAGCAAAGUGGAAUCGUUAUUAUUUUAGAGGUUUAAUGUCCCAUAAAUAUAUCAAUUCUAUUUUCCCCCAGCCCAGUUAAUGAUGGAACUACAUUUAACCCAGGAAGAGAUGCAGAACAGAUUCAUAACAGAUUGUCAUGUCUCACAACACCUGCCAAGUUCAUAGCUCUGAUCCAAGCGAGUAUCCACUACUAUUCCUCUAUUGUUCGCCAAAUCCAUAGUUUUAAAAUUCAGCUCCUCUACUUGCUUGAAGUUAUCUGCUGCAAGAGGUUAAAAAAGCAGAAACCUGAAUGGCACGGCUGUUAUACUGUGAAAGAAAGAAUUAGCAACAUCCUAAUCAUUGAUCAAAACAGAAAACCCUAAGCUAUAAAAAUAUUGCUUCUUUUUAGAUGGCUCCAGGGGUCGGAAGCCAUGAAUCACGAGGCUUAUAUGUGCUGGUUAAGAACUUCCAGAAACUCUGAUCUUCAGAAUCAUCCUACCGGGUAGGUAGAAAUUUAUUUUAUAUUUGAUUGAAUCUGUAAGCCAUUUCGGCUUGGUAACAUAGCACACUCUUAGACAUAUCUACUCAGAAGUACCAUUGAGUCCAAUGAAGAAACUAUGGCCUUCCAGAUGUGUUUGGGCUACAGUUCCUGCCAGCCCUAACCAUUGGCUAUGCUGGCUAGAGAUGAUGGGAGUUGGUGCCCAAUAUCAUAUGCCCCCCCCCAAGUUUCCCAUCCCUGGAUUACAACCUAAAAUUAAUGCAGUGUUUUCACCAGGCAUGUCAUGGAAAUCCAAAUCACUCCCCUACUUGAAAAUAUAACCAGCAAUUCUUUACACCAGUGGUUUUCAAGCUGUGUUUUGUGGACACUUUUAACAGGUUCCUGACUGAGAAAACCCUAAUAGCACAUGCUGAAAAACAGAUUGUCCCUCUUUCAGUGUUCACUUGCAAUACGCAGUGCAUAGGAUAUUUGCAAUGGAUUCUAGGCCACACUCUCAGUUCUCACAAGGUGUCUGUAUGAAGCAUAACAAACUAGUGAACUGAGGUGUCACGUAAAGUGAGUGUGCCAUGUGAACUGAGGUUGUCACCAUUAACAUUCCACUGUUCCCAGAAUCCUUUGCAAUGUGCAAGGGUUUUUACGGAAGUCAUGUGGAGGUUUUGAGAUGGAAAGGGUUUCCUGAGGAUAUUUGGUAAAAGUAGUGUUUUAAUUGUCAUUAGGGCACAACCCCAUUGGAAUGAAAUGGAUCCUUUUUUCAAAAUGGAUAAAACAGUUAUAACAACCUCCUACCUGUUCUAGCUUGUUUACACUUACAGCUUUCAGUAAAAGUUGCCCAGCUUCACAAAUAAACUUUGCAGAUAACCAAUUCUUGGUAUCUCCAGGUAAGGCUGAGAAGGACUCUUGUCUAAAACCUGGAGAACAGCCAUCAGUCAGGGUAGACAAUGGCUCAGUGGGGAGACCAGCAAUAUCUAUGGUAUUGGACCAAUGUUUUUAUUCCUGCAUUUUCUUAUCUUGGCAGCACUGCAGUGUGUGUGUGUGUGUGUGUGUGUGUGUGUGUGUGUGUGUGCUACUAACCCCAUCUCCAGCAAGUUGCAAAUUUGACUUUCCAAUAAUGAAGUGUUGGUGCAUAGAAUUAAGAAAAAGGAUCGAGCAAUGCAUGUGAUUUGGGAUGUUGUUUGGGGACUUAAAAGUUUGAAAUUACCAUAUUUUAUUCCCAUGGAAUCAAACUCAAGACAAUAAAAUGCAAACAGUUAUAAUACCCAAAGCACUUUACAGCUGUAAAGCAAGCAGCCUUAUUACUUAUUCAGAUUUACUUUCCUGCAGUAUUCAGCUUAGUUUUAGAGUGAUAUUUAUCCCACUGCAAAGUUAGAACUGCAUUUUCUUUCUUCUGCAACCAUGCUAUUGGGUGAAAUCGGGUCCUCCCUUAAAGAGGGCACGUAUUGCGGUGAGACCUGGAUAACCGACACCCUGUGUUGUGGGUGGGUUCUAUUGGUCAGCCACAACACCCGAUUGGUAGGUCCCUCAAAGCUGGGUGUAAUCUGGCCAAUGGGAUGCAGUCCAAACGGUUCGAGGGACCUAUUUAUGCCCAUGCACAUGACCCAGAGCUUCCUCUUUCGGCGCGUGAAUUCAGAACCCGCCCACUUCUCCCUACUUUUAGGGCUUUGUGCUUGACCUUGCUAUGCCAUCGUCUGUCGUUGGAACAGGGGCAUGGCAGGAAUUUCCCCCACUUGGCUGAUUGGCCGUUGCCAUUUGGGUUUCGCCCGCCGCGUAGCAAACCAUCACAACUUGUAAGGUUGCGGAUAGGCUCUGGUUCAGGUGAUAGGGAUGGGAAAACGCUCUCGCCAUUCCUGUGUGAAGGGUAUUCUGUUAAAGGAAUCUAGGGACUCAAUGGUUUGGUCGACCCCUGAGAGGGGGUUGUGCCCAUGCCUGAGUCCAGGGGGGUAUUUGGGUGGCGGAGUUAGCCCGUUCCCGGCUUUCCGCUUAUCCAGGUGUUCACCCUUGGCUGACCUAUGCUGGAACCCUGGGUCGGUGCUACCUGCAUGGCAGGGAGCUAGUCGAAUCAGAACCUAUGCAACCAGUCACUUUCUGUAAUCAAUAAAGUUGUGGCCUAAAUUCUGCCAAAAACCAAAACUAAAAUUUGAGUCAUGUGUGAAUUUAUUUAGGGGGAGGUUUCUGGGUCUGAACACGUAAUAGAAAGAAUUUAGUAUGUUCUAAUCAAGGUGAGGCUUAUUUGAAACCCUUACAUUGUCACUGACUGUUUCAGGUUUUCUAAUCCUGACUUUUGAGGGACUUUCCCCCAUACAGCCUCAGUGGGUCAAUAGGUGCGUCAGUCGGUGAUUGAUCUAGCAAAGCUUCCAGGGGCCAUUUGACAGAGUGGUACAGAAACAGGCAACAAGGGGCCAUGUCCCCCACUGUUUUUAUGGCAAGUUUCCUAAUGCUUGUAGAAAAGUUAUGGUACAUCUCUGUGGCUGGAAUAGUGUAGUCUUGCAUGAAAACUACAGAGUUUUGGUACCUUGUACAGACACUGCCAGUAAAAUGGGCACUCGUGAUUGUUUUUGAUGACAAGCCCUACAUAGUUGAAAACUUUGCUCUGUUAAAUUGCUAGAGCAAAUUUGCUUGAGGUGAGGAAGACUCAACCGCAGGGCCUGUCUAAGUGCUUAGGCAGAUGCCCACACUUUUGCUGUCCAGUGGGAUCCACCUCAACCUGCAAGCAACUGGAUGUUGUAUCUUGCUGCUCACUCACCUGUCCUUUCUAAGAAUAGGUGGUGGUGGUGCUAGCUGCUACUCCUUCCUCUUGCUCUCUUGAGCAUGUACGAUGAGACAGUUGGAGGCAGUAUUGCUUCUUAAUACCAGUUGCUGCAAACCAGCAACUGGGCAAAGUACAGUGGUACCUCAGGUUACAGACGCUUCAGGUUACAGACUCCGCUAACCCAGAAAUAGUACCUCGGGCUAAGGAUGAGAACAGAAAUCGUGCUCUGGCAGCGCGGCAGCAGGAGGCCCCAUUAGCUAAAGUGCUGCUUCAGGUUAAGAACAGUUUCAGGUUAAGAACAGACCUCCAGAAGGAAUUAAGUUCUUAACCCGGGGUACCACUUUACUCUUGUACUCAGGUCCUGCUUGAACGUUUUCCUUUGGCCACAGUGAGAGCAGGAUCAUGGAUUUAGAUCAAGGGUUGGCAACGUUUACCUCGCCUGGGCCGGGUUCACUCCAGCGGAGAUCCCUCCGUGGGCUGGAUUGUACAUGCAUGUGAGCGUGCGCACCCGCGAUUUCUGGCGUCUGCAUCUGCACAGGCACAAUUUCUGGUGUCUGUGCAGGCGUGAUUUCCGGCACCGCAGAAACAAGUCCCCACGCCGCACUGCGCUGGUUUAGUGCAGUGCGCGGGGACUCGCUAAGCGGGCGGCUGGGUUUGGGGGCAGCUUGAUCCCCAGGGUGCCAUCAUGGCUGCCCCACCCGCGCUGGGUGCCCUGCCCCCGCAGGUGGCGUGCCCCGCCCCCAGGACUCGUGCUCUGCCACUGGGACGCACGCCCUGCCCCUGCAGGUGGCACUCUCUGCCCCUGGGACAUGCGCCAGCCCUGCCCCGCCUGCUCUCUGCCCCCGGUGCCGGAGCAUGAAGCUCCGCCACUGGCUUGUGGGCCAGUUAAACGACCCCCGUGGGCUGCCUGUGGCCCAUGCGCCUUAGGUGGCCUACCCCUGACUUAGAGGGAUGAUUGGUCUGAUCCAGCAGAUUCUUCUUGUAUGCUCAUUCCAGACAUGAACAGCUUCAUGCCAUGGCUAACACAGUGUUGUAACAGAUGGCAACUACCUUUGGGAUAAGCACCAUGAAAAUGUAGUGUGUGCAAACGGUUCAGAGUUUGGUAAGAAUUAGGAGAAGGGGAAAUGUUAGCCAAGACGUUUGUCAAUGAUGGUUCAUCUGAUACAGACGGCUGGUCAAAGGGCACAGCAGAAGAAAGGAUAUAACGGAUCCUUUCUCAUGAGUUAAUCAUCCAUUAGGGUUGCCAUCUUCCUAUAUGUUGCACAAACUUCAUGGGGGUGUUGUAAUAAUUGGUUAAUAUCAAUAAGGCGAUGUAAAGAUAAAGAAUAUCAGAGCUUUGUGCUAUGGGUGGCGUGCAUGUUUAAGAUUACAUUUUACAACGUGGUUAUAGUUUCAUUCAUCAGCAUGGCAAUCUUGAUAUAACAGCCAUUACUUAAUUCUUAAUUACUUAACUCAUUACUUAAUAGCCUGUCUUCAGAUUGAUCUUCUCAACAAGCCUUUUUGUCACUCUCCCCUGAUGGCUGGUAACCUUUGAUUCAUUGCGCUAAAUGGAUUUUGGCUCCUCCUUUUGUGUUACAGCUUCACCUCUUAUUGGUAACAUCAAACAACGUUAUACAUGACCUUUAAAAGGAGACAGGGCAUCCUAUUUAUUUUGUGGGUUUUUAUAUUGAAACAUUUCCCAGAAAGAAGGGUUUCUUAAGAUUUCUUUUCACUAGGAUUUGCCUGUGAACUUAGCCAGCAACCAGGUUGUUUAAAAAGUGAAUACUAUGUCUAAUAUUUUCUCAUUUUGAUAUUCACUUUGACAAAUUUGCACACUGACAAAUUUCUGGAACGAAACAGUCACAUAGCUUCUAUGCUGGCUGGCAUCCUUUUGUUCCUAGUUACCAUCUUUUCUUCUGCCGUUUCCCUUUUCCUUCUUGCCCUCGCUUGCUGUAAUCUGAUUGGCUGCUAGUGUCCCGAGGAAAGGAGAUUUCCUGCUCCAGAAAACCCUAAAAAUCUUGCCCAGUUCUCAAAUUCUGCUGCUGGUCUUAGAAACCACACCUCAGGCAACACCCAGUAACCUUGUUAGCUGUGAAAAUACUUAUGCGAGCUGUAAUUUUCUCUGCAGUGUUGGGAACGGGUGUAUGAACACCUUCAGUAUUCUGAUAGUGGAUAUAGUUAAAGAAAAGCACCAAUAAAAUUAAGGAAGAAAACAAACAUGAAGAUGUAUUUUCCUGACUUUUGAAUAGGUGGCUGUGAGAAUGGAGAAUGAAGGAAUGUGACAUUGUAUACGUUUCAAAAAUCAGCACAAGAAUAUUCAGAUGCUUCUCUAUAGUAGUGUAUAUAUAAAUGGGCUGAUCCAGUAAUAUUAUUAACCCCCCCGCCCCAGUUUUCAUUAUUAGAUUCAUGGCUUUACAUAGAGCUGCAUUGCUGAUAUUAAAAAAUGCAAGCUUGCAUACAUUAUUCUGUUGCAUCCACUAUAUUCUGUUUUUUUGUGGGAAGGGGAAUGCAGUAUUAAUUUUACGCUUUUCUUGCACAUAAAUGCCUGCAUUUGCACCUUAACAAGCCCUGAAACAUUGGUUACUAAACAACCAUAUUACAUCUCUUGCAUCUCCCCCCACUUUUGUUCACUAGCUAUAAAAUUGAACAACUGGGACUCUGAGACUUUGGCCUGGAUCCAAAAAUGAGCUAGAUGCAUCCAUGCUUGGCUCUGUGCCCAAAGAUAUAAUAUUCAAAUGUGACUUGUCCUUAAUUUUUGUUUAAAUCAAGCUUUCCUACUUCAUUUUCUAAAGGGAGAACGGCAUUUGCUAUUACUCGGGAUGCUACAGAAAUUACUGUUAAAAUAAAACAAAGUAAAUACAUCCCAAAAUUUCCUAAAGCUACUUACAGGUCCUUUCUCAAACUCAGUUGAAGCCAACACCUCUCUUGAUAACCUCUCUAUAUAAUAAAGAUGUAAGAAUGUCAUCGUGCAGCCUUCACUGGAGGAUUUAUAGUGCCACCUUGCAAUCCUGGAUUUGCACAAAGCCACGGUCUGGGCAGGGAGGCAAAAGUGAAGACAAGUUGCACAUCAUAGGAGCAAGAACGGAGGGACACUGAGAGGGUGGAGGUAGUGGUUUGAAACAAUGGCAGAAGUUUGAGUCAUGCAGGGGUGGAGGAAACUGAGAGGAAAAUGGUGGUUUUAAACAACAGCAGAGAUUUGAAAAAAGUGCCUUCAUUGUACAGUGGUACCUCGGGUUAAGUACUUAAUUCGUUCUGGAGGUCUGUUCUUAACCUGAAACUGUUCUUAACCUGAAGCACCACUUUAGCUAAUGGGGCCUCCUGCUGCUGCCGCACCGCUGGAGCACGAUUUCUGUUCUCAUCCUGAAGCAAAGUUCUUAACCCGAGGUACUAUUUCUGGGUUAGCGGAGUCUGUAACCUGAAGCGUAUGUAACCUGAAGCGUACGUAACCCGAGGUACCACUGUAUUGUUGUAUGGAAUAUUUGAGAACUCCAUGUCCUUUAUCUCUCUCAUGAGGCAGCUGAGGAAUAGCAGAGGAAGAAGUUUGAUUGCAGUGACAGAAGUUUAAGUAAAGUGGAUUGGAAGAGCACUGAAAGGAAAAUGACAGUUUUAAACAAUGCCUGAGGGUUGAGUAAAGCACGGAUAGAGGGAUACAGAGAGGAAAACUAUGGUUUUAGAGAAGAGCAAAGGUUUGAGUAAACACCUCCAACCGAUGACUGUUUGGCAUCCACUUGAAGAACUCCAGAAAGGGACAGCCCACCAUGCCUCUAAAUAUUGUGAAGUUAUUAAUGACAAUAAUGCUUUGCAGAAGUACCCGUUAGAUUGAUGUAAUGACUUACAAUAUGAUGAAGGCUAAAAAUUGAGAACGCAUGUUUUGCAAACAAAGAGAGGACACUGUGUGUGUGUGUGUGACUCAGCAGAAUGCUGAAAUUUGACAUUUUGCAGAGCAAAGAGAGAACUUGUAAGUCAGCAAGUUGAUGAUAUAUUUCAUUUAUAAAGUCUAGCAGGCCAUUCAAUCAUUGGAAUUGAUAGUUCACCUCUUUUCCACUGAACAUAGAAAAUAAGUUUUCUGACUGAAGCUGCUGAUUACAUCUAGAGAAGCUAGAUUUAUGGAGGAGCUCCUGUAUUAUGUAUUGUUUUAUCAAAUUGUCUAUAGCACUUUGGACCAUUAAAAAGUUUUGAUUUUAUUUCUUACAUCUUAUGGCAUAGCUCCAUCAAUGCGUCACCUCACUACAGUAUUGUGGCUUAUCUUCGACUAGCAAACUCCCAAAAUAAUUAACAUCCCCUACAUAUUUUGUCUUUUGCGAAAUCUGCACUUCCCCAGCAGAAAUAAUAAAGCGGUUUAAUAACUGUUAAAUUGUUUGCAGGUGCCAGUCAUAAGUGCAGACAUGAAUAAACCAAAAUAAUACUUUGCAGUAUUAAAGCUUCAUAAAUGAACACCCACAACACAAUGAAACAAAAACUAGCGAUGAGCCGAAAUGGGGUGGCCAGUUUUGUGAAAAUGUUUGUCAGAAAUAAAAGAUGCUCACUUGGGGGAUCGUUGCAAAAGG